This is a messenger RNA of Solea senegalensis (Senegalese sole), 1982 nucleotides long. Its product is annotated as odorant receptor 131-2-like. The record is from RefSeq and is a predicted model, not a curated record. Gene Ontology annotation, biological process: G protein-coupled receptor signaling pathway. Lineage: Eukaryota; Metazoa; Chordata; Actinopteri; Pleuronectiformes; Soleidae. Gene Ontology annotation, cellular component: membrane. Gene Ontology annotation, molecular function: G protein-coupled receptor activity. The transcript has 3 exons. Bases 387 to 1328 code for a protein of 313 amino acids.
CUUUUGAAAAAAAAUGAAAAUCCCUCAUUUUGUAAAAAAAAAUCUCUUUUCAUUGUUUACUCGGUUUGUGCUGGGCCGACUUGUAUCUGGUUUAGUAAAAAAGAAGUCAAGCUGAGCUUGAAUCAACGUUAAAAACUGGUUUAAGUCCCUCUUGUGGUCAUUGUGAUGAAGUUUUGUUUGAGAGAGAAGUCACUUUUUUUUUCCAUCACUCCGGUUACUUGUUUCUCUUGUGAGAUCUGGCAGCAUUGUUGACCGUGUGUCCACACACGCACACGCGCACACACACACCACAACAACUAUAAAUGUCAUGCCAACGUCAUCAUCUCACUCAGUGUUUGUUUGAUUGAUGACUUUCUACAAGGUGUGAAGAGCUGCUCAGCAGAAUCAUGAACCUUUCAACCGCAGGCAGGAACUUCACGACAUCUGUCGCCCGGGACACUUUACAGACGGCCAUCAUCAAGAAUGUGAUCACUGUGGUUCUCUGUAUCUCCAUCAACUAUGUCAACAGCACCCUGGUGCACACCUUCACAAAACACCAGGUUUUUAACAUGAACUCUCGCUACAUCCUCUACAUCCACCUGGUGAUCAACGACAUCAUCCUCCUGACCAUGUUCACCCUCCUCCAAGUCCUCAGUUACAUCGUGUUCACGCUCAACGUCUCCUUCUGUAUAUUUAUCCUGAUUGUUGCCGUUUAUGCGACCAUCAACAAUCCUCUAACGCUCGCCGUCAUGGCCGUAGAGUGCUACGUUGCCAUAUGCUUCCCGCUCCGACACACGCAGAUCUGCACGGUGAAGAAAACGUACGCGGUGAUCGGAGUGAUUUGGAUGCUGAGUUCAUUUUAUGUGCUGCCAGAUUUAUUUAUCGCCUUGGCCACAGAGUCCAUGGAAUUCUUCCACUCCAGAGUUUUCUGCCUCACAGAUAACGUUUUUAAACAUCCCGGUCGCAAAGAGAGGAGGCAAAUAUUCAACCUAGUGCUGAUGGUCGGUGUUUGGCUCACUCUGAUCUACACAUACUUCAGGAUCCUCAUCACCGCACAAGCAGCUGCUACAGACGCCAAGAAGGCGAGGAACACCGUGCUCCUCCACUGCUUCCAGCUGCUGCUGUGUAUGCUCACCUAUGUUCAUUAUUCCAUCAUUGAAGGCCUGUUAUUCUUGUUCCCAAAGGGGAUUCUGGCCAUUCGCUUCACCGUCUCCAUAUUCAUCCACGUUCUCCCUCGACUCAUCAGUCCGGUGGUUUACGGGCUACGAGACAAGACUUUCAGAAAGUACCUGAAAAACUAUCUGUUCUGUACGACGAGUUCUGACAUUCAACCACAAAAGAAAUCUUAAUCUUUAUCAUGUCCUGCAUUUCAAAACAGAGAAAUCAAAUAAAUACAUGCUGAGGCAUGCUGUUUGUUAUGUGUACUUUGUAGUAUAACUUGUUUUUGAAGUAAAACUUGUUCUUUUGAUCUCUGAUUAAACAGAGGAAGAUGUUAAUUUUGGUCAUUAGUAUUAUUAUUAUUAUUAUUGUUAUUAUUAUUAUAAUCAUUGUUGUUGCAAUUUUUCCCGUCAUGGGACUAAAAAAUCUUUUAUUUCCUUUCAAAAAGUUUGCUUUUCAUCACAAAUCACUGGAUGUUUUGGGACUUUUAACAUCAGACUUUUUCGCCCGGGCAACAACAUGAGUGACCCGCACAUGAUGCAACAAAUGAGGCCCAGGAACAUUAAAUCAUACCUGGGCCAACUUUAGCAAAACAUACGGCAUGUUAGGCACUGGUGAGCCAUGUGGCCCACAUACACAUUAACCAGUGUUUAAUGUGCCAUAGCUUUGCCAAAACACAGGCUUUCCAGAUUAACCAAUUAUAAAAAUGAGGCACAGCAAAAAUAUGACACAAUAGGCACUGGUUUCUGUGGAUGUGGGCCAAAAGUGGCCUGGCUAUCUUUAAACAUAUCUCAGACUGUUCUGUUUUUCUGUUGCGAUGCAGUGGCCAAUAACAAAUAUUUUGC